Molecule: messenger RNA, 1292 nt
Organism: Botrytis cinerea B05.10
Lineage: Eukaryota; Fungi; Ascomycota; Leotiomycetes; Helotiales; Sclerotiniaceae
Exons: 3
Coding region: 91-1224 (377 amino acids)
Biological process (GO): glutathione metabolic process; hydrogen sulfide metabolic process
Molecular function (GO): sulfur dioxygenase activity
Source: RefSeq, a predicted model, not a curated record
GAAAAGAUUGUAAAGGAUUGAUUAUCUUGUGCAAUAUCGAACAUCAGUUCAAUCUUUUUGAUACAACCCAGCGACACUUAACAAAUUAUUAUGAACACUCUCUGUCACAGCAUUAGCAAGCAAUGGCCGGCGAAAACAGGUCUACUGUUAGUACCGGUCACAGGCCCGACGACUUCAUUACUACGCAUCACUAGUCAGCGAAGCUAUUCUUCUUAUCAUAACGCUAGAAUUGGGAAUACAUAUAUGAAAUACAGGCCUACUCAACGAAUACGGCAUGAGGCUAAAGGUCGAGCUUUGUUUAGCUCCGAGACGUGUGCAGCUCAGGAGCCUGUUAUCCAUAGUGUAUACGAAGAGAAGACGGGAACAUGGCAAUAUGUGGUUGCUGAUCCUUCUUCAAAAACAGCCGUCAUUAUUGAUCCGGUUUUGGACUACGACCCAGCUACACAGAUCAUUAGCUCCCAAACUGCCGAUUCACUUCUUUCAAUGAUCAAGGAGAAGGACUACAAGAUUGACAGGAUCCUGGAAACGCAUGCUCAUGCGGACCAUCUCACUGCGGCAUCAUAUCUUCAAGAUUGUCUAGCUGAGCAACAAGGUCACAGACCUCCAAUCUGUAUCGGGCAGCGCAUUGGGGAGGUGCAACGAUUGUUUAGUCAGAUUUAUGAUAUUCCGGCACAUGAGUAUGAGAAUGCUUUUGAUAAGCUUUUUGACGAUGAUGAGACUUUUGAUAUUGGGAGAUUAACAGCUACUAUUGUGCACUUGCCCGGGCACACCCCAGACCAUGUUGGAUACAAAAUUGGAGGGAAUGUGUUCUGCGGUGACUCAAUCUUCCAUGCAGACAUUGGCACUGCACGUUGUGAUUUCCCCGGCGGCAGCGCUGACGAUCUAUAUAACUCAGGACGCAAGUUACUCGCAUUACCAGACGAGACAAAAAUCUGGACAGGUCAUGAUUAUCCUUCAAAUGUACGUGGAGCGCCAGUGCCAUGGUUGAGCGUCAAGGAUCAAAGGAGGAAUAACACACAUCUAAAUGACCAUGUAGACAAGGCAAAUUUCGUGACGCUACGGCGGACGCGAGAUGCUGAGUUGUCGGAGCCAAAGUUGCUACACCAGUCCCUGCAGAUCAACAUCCGAGCUGGCCGUCUUCCAAAGCCAACAUCAUCAGGUUAUUCGUUGCUUCACCUUCCCUUAAAGUUGAAGAACAUAGCAUGGGACGUAAGAGCGGCCUGACUUUGAAAGAUGUUAUUCGAUGUAUACUAUUUCACUACUGUAAUACUAGAUUUGAAGUAUUGUUUUCA